Messenger RNA from Dinoponera quadriceps, 2960 nucleotides. RefSeq names its product nucleolar GTP-binding protein 2 (gene Ns2). The coding region runs from base 646 to 2835 and encodes 729 amino acids. The transcript is spliced from 2 exons. NCBI's taxonomy places the organism in Eukaryota, Metazoa, Arthropoda, Insecta, Hymenoptera, Formicidae. Gene Ontology annotation, cellular component: nucleolus. The record is from RefSeq and is a predicted model, not a curated record. Gene Ontology annotation, molecular function: GTP binding.
UAUACCGGGUGUCAGCGUAAGGUUAUCUCUGAUUUCGUCUCAAUUACAUGCGAUUGCAUCGAUAUUUCCAAGUGCUAACUUCAAUUAAUUCAAUUUCUCGCUUCUGUUUGCAUUGUGAACGAGAUGAUAAUCGAGAAAGUAACGCGAAUCAAUGGCCCGAAUUAUCUUACAAAGCGAUAUAGUAUCAACAAGAACUGAAAUCGGCCACAAAUUAUUCAGACGUACUCUCGGAGUGACAUUGUCGAGUAUCGAAUGCGAUUCCAAUCGUCACUAUGGCUGCUACCGCGUACAAUUGAAAAUAAGUUCAUUUCCUGAGAUUCCUGUGAUUUUGUUACACGAAUAAUGAAUAAUGAAAAUACCUACAGAUAUAUUAAAAAAUUCUUUCCUAAUAAUUAAAUAUUUUGUACACGAUAAACAUACAAGUUCUAUAAGGUCUGUUCUUUACUACACCUCAAUUUUUCGAUAGAUACGGCAGCGGCUCGUAGCGGAGACUCCGAAACUAACAAAAAGACCGGGCACGUGGCCAUUUAACGUGUGAGACGCAUGUAAAUUUUUGUUUAUGUCGUUUUUGUUACAUAUGUUGAGUAAUUAUUAAAUUUGUGAGUUAUUUAUAUAACUUAAGGGAAACAACAUAUUACUGACAUAAUGGCAAAAUCACGAGCUACCAAUAAACCUCCGCGGAAGGAGGGUUUCAAUCGUUCAGGACAUAGCAUGAAUCCCGAACGUCCCACGGAAGGACUGAAAGGUGUCGCUAAGGUACGAACUAAAGCAACCAUCAAGAGGCUGCAGAUGUAUCGUAAUCAAAAACCAAAACGUAAUCGUGUUGGCAAAAUCAUUAGUCCUGCGCCAUUUCAAGGUUGGAACAAGUCUGGGACUAUGUCGCGUGUGGAGCCAUCUCAAAGAUGGUUUGGCAACUCACGAGUCAUUUCACAGAACGCUUUACAGAAAUUCCAGGCUGAAUUAGGCGCAGCUAUGAAGGAUCCCUACAAAGUGGUUAUGAAACCCACUCAAUUGCCUGUGACUUUACUUCAGCAGAAAGCAGCGAAUGCCAGAGUACAUCUGUUGGAUACGGAGAGUUUCGAGAGCGUCUUCGGUCCGAAAAAGGUCAGGAAGAGGCCUAAUUUAAUGGUGACUUCAUACAACGAGCUGCAAAAAUUAGCCGAGGAGAAAGAAGACACUUACAGCAAGGACAAAGACACGAAAGAUCAUGAUCUUAUUCGCGAGGACACGGGCGUGAAGGAUGCGCAGAGAGACUGGGUGAUGGCAGCGGGACAAAGCAAGAGGAUAUGGAACGAACUGUACAAGGUCAUCGAUUCCUCCGAUGUUGUCCUACAGAUAUUGGAUGCGAGAGACCCGUUAGGCACUAGAUCUCCGCCUGUGGAGAAAUACUUGAAGACUGAGAAAUCUUACAAGCACCUGAUAUUCAUUUUAAAUAAAGUGGAUUUGGUGCCGACCUGGGUCACACAGAGAUGGGUGGCUAUUCUGAGUAAAGAAUAUCCAACGGUCGCCUUCCACGCCUCUCUGACGCAUCCUUUCGGUAAGGGCUCCUUGAUCAAUCUGCUGAGACAGUUCGCUAAAUUGCACGUCGACAAGAAGCAGAUCAGCGUGGGUUUCAUAGGAUAUCCCAACACGGGAAAGAGCUCCAUCAUAAACACCCUGCGCUCCAAGAAGGUCUGCAAGGUAGCGCCUAUCGCCGGCGAAACAAAGGUGUGGCAAUACAUAACUCUGAUGCGCCGCAUCUAUCUGAUAGACUGUCCCGGUGUCGUUUAUCCGUCGGCGGAAACCGAUACGGAAAAGGUGUUGAAAGGGGUCGUGAGAGUGGAACUCGUUCAGAACCCGGAGGAUUACGUGUCCUCCGUUUUGGAGAGAGUGAAGCCCGAGUACAUGCGUAAAACUUACAAGAUCGAAGAGUGGGAAGAUCACGUUGAUUUCUUGGAGAAGUUGGCGCGUCGAACAGGCAAGCUCUUGAAGAAGGGGGAACCUGACGUCACGAUCGCCGCGCGUAUGGUGCUGAACGAUUGGCAACGCGGUAAAUUGCCGUUUUACGUUCCACCAAUAGGUUUCGAGGAACCGUUAUCUAAGCAGCAAGUAACCAGCAAUAAAACGCGAGAUGAUAAUACGGCAGAAGCUAUCGAUAACGGGGAGAUAGGAAAGGUUGAUAAUUCAUCUAAGCAGGAACCGGUAAACAAUCAGAUAACGGUAAUGCAAAACUUUAAGAAAAUUCGCGUCGGUUUGCUAUAUUCCGGCGACGACGUGAGAAAUGACCUCUACGCGGAUCAAUCUCUCGAGGUAGAAGAUGAAAAUAGCACAGAGAGCGAAUCGGCGGAUGAAUCGGAAUUGAAGGAUAGCUCGCGUACAACGGAAGACAAAUCAAACGUAAAUCCGCAAGAACCGAACAAUUCGAAUAAUUUGGAAGAUAAAAAAUGUUAUGAGACUGAAGGUAAGAAGAGCAAAGAUGAUGUUGAAAAGAACGACGGGAAUGUAGAGAGAAAAGUGUCGGCGGGAGGAGACGAUAAUGAGUGUUCUGAUGCGGAGAUUCAUUUGCCUGUCGAACAAGAUAAUCUGAAGCAGAGUGUGUUCGACAUCGUGGACAAGAAUUACGAUUCCAGCGACAGUGAGACCACCAGGAUGGAAUGUAGCAGCGGCACAUUCGUCGUCUCAUCGGUGCGCUCCGUGGGAAGUGCGAAAACGUCGGAGAAAAAAUUAACGAGUAAACAGCGAAGAGCCAUAGAACGCGCCGACAGGAGGAAAAAGGUCGGGAGCAAUUUCUACGAAGUCAUGAAUGUGAAGAACAGGAAUAGAAACAGGAAAAUCCCCAAGGUCAAGAGGAAAUAAUAGUUUCGUCAAAAGGUGAUUCUGCGUUUAGGCUUGUAGCAGUCGUGAGGAUUUGUACAUAGCAAAAGUACACAGUACUCUUGUACAUAUGGUAUAAAAAAAAAAUACACAUUUUUUUUCUUAUA